AUGCCUCGUCCGGGGAGGAACACGUACAGCGACCAGAAGCCUCCGUACUCAUACAUCUCCCUCACGGCCAUGGCCAUCCAGAGCUGCCCGGAGAAGAUGCUGCCUCUCAGUGAGAUCUACAAGUUCAUCAUGGACCGGUUCCCGUACUACCGGGAGAACACGCAGCGCUGGCAGAACUCUCUGCGGCACAACCUGUCCUUCAACGACUGCUUCAUCAAGAUCCCCCGCAGACCGGACCAGCCCGGCAAGGGCAGCUUCUGGGCUCUGCACCCGAGCUGCGGGGACAUGUUCGAGAACGGGAGCUUCUUGCGGCGCAGGAAGCGCUUCAAGGUGUGCGGCAUGCUGACGACGGACCCACUGACCGCCAGCAAGCCGCAGGACGCAUACCUGCAGCAGCAGGCCAAGCUGCGGCUCAGCGCGCUGCACGCUCACCUCCCUCUGGCCGGCUUCAGCCUGAGCUCUGCGUCGCAGCCCUCCAGCUUCAAACACCCGUUCGCCAUCGAGAACAUCAUCGCCAGAGAGUACAGGGUGCCCAGCGGGCUGGCGGCCGGGUACCCGCUGCACAGCCCGCUGAGCCCGGCCUGGCCGCACAGGUACGGCUCCGGGGUGGUGGACGGGUCGGUGAGCAGCGACUACUCUUCCUACGGGAUGAAGCCUCUCUGUCCCGGGCAGAGCCUCCCCGCCAUCCCGGUGCCCAUCAAACCCACGCCCACCUCCAUGCCGGCUCACCUCCCGGCUUUCCUGGCCAACUCUCCCCCGGCUCUGAGCCCCACAGCCCCGCAGACGGCCGCCGGCCAGAGCAGCCCUGCGGCGGCCGGAGAGGCUCUGUGCUCCACGGCCUCCACGGUGUCGGUGCACUGA
This is a messenger RNA of Anoplopoma fimbria (sablefish), 861 nucleotides long. Its product is annotated as forkhead box protein B1-like. Gene Ontology annotation, biological process: regulation of transcription by RNA polymerase II; cell differentiation; anatomical structure morphogenesis. NCBI's taxonomy places the organism in Eukaryota, Metazoa, Chordata, Actinopteri, Perciformes, Anoplopomatidae. The record is from RefSeq and is a predicted model, not a curated record. Gene Ontology annotation, molecular function: RNA polymerase II cis-regulatory region sequence-specific DNA binding; DNA-binding transcription factor activity, RNA polymerase II-specific. The coding region runs from base 1 to 861 and encodes 286 amino acids. The transcript has 2 exons.